Molecule: messenger RNA, 2607 nt
Organism: Seminavis robusta
Lineage: Eukaryota; Bacillariophyta; Bacillariophyceae; Naviculales; Naviculaceae
Source: the annotation of a GenBank genome assembly
AUGGCGGAUCUUUUACCCUCGAUUGAUUCCGAUGAGGAUGUCAACGCAGAAGGAAGCAGUAAUGAUGAAGAAAAUGAGGCUGGUGAUGACAUGGAUCCUUCUUUUGAGUUUGGGGGAAUCUUGGGUGAAGAUGGAGAUGCUGUGACGCUAUCUAUUUCUCCAGGAACUCCAGGAUGGUCCUUUCAGACUGCCUUGAAUUCCAUUACGAAGAAUCAGAGCCAAUCGGCCGCUCCACCUCGAAUGGAUAUUGCUUCGAUCAUUGCUGCCAAACGGAAGGUGCUCAAAGAAGAAAAGAAUACCAAUGCCGACUUGGAAAAGGAAGCCGAUAAGGAAGAUGGAGACGACGAAAGUGGAGAGGAUAGCAAAGGGAGCAAUGGUGAUGACGACGACGACGACAACAACUCUGAAUCCAGCACUGGAGGCAGCAAUAGCAUCAAUGAUGAUGAUUCUAGCGAAAGUGAGGAUGAAGAAGAAGAAGACGAUAAAGCUCACAAAAUGGAAAAGGAUGUUCUAACAUCAAGGGCGGGCAAUGAUGAUGAUGAUGAUGAUGAUGAUGAGCCAGAUGAUGACGAUGAAGACGACAAAGAUCUUUCUUCGGAUGAAGAAGACGUCGAGGAGGCAAAAAAGGCGGAAAAGUUCUUUGACUCGCAAUCCACACUGAACGGGCCAGGAGAAGCCGUUGAGUUGUUCGUCCAAUUGACGCUGUCUCGUCCCCUUCUUCGUGGCGUUGCCGCCAUGGGGUUUGUCAAGCCCACUCCUAUCCAGGCUGCCUGCAUCCCUGCCGCCUUGUCUGGGAGAGACAUUUGUGCCUCGGCUGUGACGGGCUCUGGAAAGACUGCGGCAUUCAGUUUGCCCAUCUUGGAACGCCUCCUUCACAGAACGUCAGGUGCUUCACGCGCACUCAUCCUGACUCCAACACGCGAACUGGCGGCUCAAUGUCUUGGAAUGAUAUCCUCCCUAGCUCAAUUCACAAGUAUCAGAGUAGCCUUGAUUGUUGGUGGUAGCAAGAAUCUACCCUCCCAAGCAGCAGAGCUUCGUACUCGGCCUGAUAUCAUUGUGGCAACUCCAGGUCGGCUUCUGGACCAUGUGACAAAUUCAGCAGGAGUCACCCUCUCUGACUUGGAGUUUCUUGUACUGGACGAAGCAGAUAGGCUCCUCGAUAUGGGAUUCCAAGAUGAAGUGAUGGAAAUUGUGAAGGAAUGCCCCGUGCAACGACAAACUUUGCUCUUCUCUGCCACCAUGAACACGAAGGUAGACGACCUCAUCAAACUCAGCCUGAAGCGACCAGUGAGGAUUCGUGUGAGUGACAAGAAUGCCAACAACAACACCGGGUCAGGUCCAUCGGCCGGUAGCAAUGACAUUGAAGUUGCCCCGCAUCUAGAGCAAGAGUUUGUCAGAAUCCGAUCCGGAAACGAAGGAAUCAAUCGAGAGGCCAUCCUCCUGGCGUUACUGACACGAAGUUUUAUUAGCCAAACAAUCGUCUUCUUCGAUACGAAAGCAACGGCUCAUCGAAUCAUGAUUCUCUGCGGUCUGUGUGGGAUUAAGUGUGCCGAACUGCAUGGAAAUCUUACCCAAGCACAGCGUCUCACGGCACUGGAGAGCUUUCGAAACGGAGAAGUGAAUAUCUUGUUGGCCACGGACUUGGCGGGCAGAGGUAUUGAUAUUCCGAACGUUGAGACCGUGGUCAAUUUUGAAAUGCCAUCAAACACCGCAAACUAUAUCCAUCGUAUUGGACGAACUGCCCGUGCCGGCCGGGGUGGUCGCUCGUGUACAUUGAUUGGAGAAGGGAGGAGGCACCUGAUGAAGGCCGUGAUUAAAGACGCCGCAGAAAAGAAGAAGCAACGGGCGGAGAAAGGACGCCGUUUCAAGUCAGGAACAAUUCGCUCCAGGUCCAUUCCAGCUGCAGUUGUAGCCCACUUUGUCCAAAAGAUCCAGUCUUUGGAACCUCAUGUAAAAGAAGUCCAGCAGGCGGAAGCAGUGGCCAGAUUGGAUCGCCUUGCCGAUAUGGAGGCCACAAAGGCCCAAAAUCUCAUUGAGCAUUCCAGCGAAAUCAUGUCCCGACCCCAAAGAGAGUGGUUUGCCUCCAAUAAACAGAAGAAAAUGACGAAAGAGGCACUUGCAGAGCGGCAAGCCAUGAUUCGGGAAAAGGCUGGUACGGGAAUCCAUCGCAUGACGAGAAAGAAGCGUCGAGCUCGUGAGGCGCGCGAGGCAUUAGCCGAGCAUGACGAGGAGGAGGAGGAGAAUACGCCCCGUCCAGAGCCGGAGCAAAUCAUGAAGAGUGCUGCGAAGGCUGCCAAGAGGAAGGAACAGAAGCGUGACAGAGAGAUGGCUGCAAACAGCCUUAGCGGCAAAGUGCGAACUGAAGAAGGUAGGAAGAAGAAGAAACGAAAAGCAGGAGAUUCUGCAGGGGAUAGCAGUCUGUUUGAAGAGGAGAAAGUGGUUCACGCAAAGAAGUCUUCCAAAUCUGAAGAGGCGGCAAAGGUUAUCAAGAGCAGCUACAAGUUCCGUGACGACAACUUCGAUCCCGACAACAAAAGAAAGAAGGGGAAGAAAAAGUCUGUCAAUUCGUUCAAGUCCAAGAGCAAGUUCAAGCGCCGAAAGAAAUAG